AUGUCAGGAAACGUCUACACGGCCGUCUACUCUGGCGUGCAUGUCUACGAGUUCAUGUGUCGCGGCAUCGCCGUUAUGCGUCGCAAGCAGGACUCUUACCUGAACGCGACCCAGAUCCUCAAAGUCGCCGGUAUGGAAAAGGGCAAGCGCACAAAGAUCCUCGAGCGCGACGUCCUCACAGGUGAGCACGAAAAAGUCCAAGGCGGCUACGGCAAAUACCAAGGCACAUGGAUUCCAUUCCAAAGAGGCAAGGAUCUCGCAAUAGAAUACAAGGUCGAGCCUCUGCUACGCCCGCUCUUCGACCACAACGUCCUCCCGGGUGAGAUCGACAAUGUCACACCCACCAAAGAAAUGGUAAUGGGCCAAAAGACCGCCCACAGCGUCAAAAAACAACUCAAGGGAUCCGCCUCACCACGUACAUCCUCCACCAAACGUGCAAGGAGCUCUUCUGCAAAACCAGCAGCCGGAUUACAAACCUUUAAUGCAGCCUCCAUGACCCCGUCCCCGCUCCAACCAUCCUUUAAUGCGCCCUCGCCCUCGAUACCACCAUCUCCUCGUUGGAGUUCAGAGUUACCACCACGGAAACGAAUCAAGGCCAACCAGUCGCCCUCGCCCUAUGAUCGGGACUAUUCAGUCGAACGCGACAUGAUCAUGGACUAUGAGCGCGAUGAAACCGAACUUUUGCCGUCCAGCAAACCAGCCAUCGAUAACCAAAGCAUAGACGAGCUCCUAGAGGGCGUCGAGAAAUACCGGUCCAUCCUGAUGGCCAUUUUCCUGAACGACGAGACUGAGGAAAUCCCAUCGUUGCUAACCGACCCCACGGAACCAGAAGAUCUGGAUAUCGAUCUUGGCCACACAGCUCUGCAUUGGGCCGCUGCAUUGGCGCGAAUUCCGGUUCUAGAACUCCUGGUUCAGAAGCAUGCGGGCGUGCGCCGGGUUAACCUCAAUGGAGAAUCAGCACUAGUUCGUGCAGUCCUCGUGACCAACAAUUUCGACAGACAAUCGUUCCCACACCUGCUCGAUAUCCUACACCAUGCAAUUCCACUGGUCGACCGCAAGAACCGGACAUUGCUGCAUCAUAUCGCGGUCACAGCGGGCAUGCGUGGUCGCGCAGCGUCGGCUCAUUAUUACAUGGAGUGUUUGCUGGAGUGGAUUGCGAGACAUGGGGGUGAUUUCUCGUCCUUGGUCGAUGUGCAGGAUAAGAAUGGCGAUACGGCACUGACGAUUGCGGCUCGUGUGGGCGAUCGGUAUCUGGCAAAGUUUUUGAUCGAUGUGGGCGCAAACCGGGAGCUCGAAAAUAAGGUCGGAUUAAAGGCUGGAGACUUUGGUAUCGACGACAUCCCUUCUGGGCCAACGGAACAGCCAUUCAUGCCACGCAAUUACGUCCAGCCGCCAUCGACAGAGCUACCCAUAAGUGAACAGAAUGCAAAGCGUGGUAGAGAAGUUGUAUCAGUCGUGCAAAAGAUGGUCGAAGGGUUGGAUUUAGAGUUUUCGCAAGAGAUCUUGGCCAAGAACAGUCAGCUCAAGGACACACAGGUGCUACUUCGACAGGCCACCCGCGAACUCACAGAGACACGGAAGACCAUCAGUCAGUGUCGCUCUCAGGUCCGACAGCUGGAAGAAGCCCAUCAGAAGAUCAAGAACUUGGAAGCUUCGCUAGACGAGGAAUCACAAAAGACCCGUCGCCUUAAGGGAUACACUGGCAAGACAACCCGGGCAAAUGAGGAUAUUGAUUCCUCGUUCAAUGUUCGGAAGCCAGUUCUGCAUUCUACCACUGGUUUUGGCAAUAACGACGGAGGCACCAUGUCUGAGCAACCUACAACAGAUCUGACACGGGAGAGGAUAGCAGAGCGGGAUGUGAUCCAGCUCCGGUCCAGAGUGUAUGCCUACCAGAAGAACGAUGAGGAGCUAUCACGAGAGCUGGCCGAGACGAGGAGCAAGACUUCUGCAAACGAACUACUCUGCAAGAAGGUGAUUGCCAUCUGCUGCAAUAUCCCGCUCGAGAGAGUCGACGAUAUGCUGGUGCCCCUGACCUUGGCGGUCGAGAGUGAUGGCGCCAGCUUGGAUCUGUCUCGUGUCGCAGGGUUCAUGAGCCGCGUCAAGCAGCAAGAAGCCUUGGCUGCCUCUGCAUCCAACAGCGCAUGA
Molecule: messenger RNA, 2145 nt
Organism: Gamsiella multidivaricata
Lineage: Eukaryota; Fungi; Mortierellomycota; Mortierellomycetes; Mortierellales; Mortierellaceae
Exons: 5
Coding region: 1-2145 (714 amino acids)
Cellular component (GO): MBF transcription complex; SBF transcription complex
Molecular function (GO): transcription regulator activity; protein binding; DNA binding
Source: RefSeq, a predicted model, not a curated record